Messenger RNA from Enterobius vermicularis (human pinworm), 1536 nucleotides. Lineage: Eukaryota; Metazoa; Nematoda; Chromadorea; Rhabditida; Oxyuridae. The record is from the annotation of a GenBank genome assembly.
AUGUUUCUGCAGCUAUCACCAAGAAUUUAUUCAACUUUUGCAUUCGUCGUCGAAGCAUCUGAUGACGAGGAUCGUCUAAUAGCUCAUAUUCUGAAAAAUGUUAAUCCACUUAUACGCCCUGUAAGAAACGCUUCAUCGCCACCAUUAAUCGUCAGUAUGACUGUACAACUUGUUUACAUCAUCAAAGUUCAAUGGAAAGAUUUUCAAAUGCGAUGGAAUCCGGUACAUUUUGGUGAGUUAAAAAAAGUACGUGUCGCAUCUGAUAAAGUUUGGUUACCGGAUAUUGUGCUUUUCAAUAAUGCUGAUGGAAAUUAUGAAGUAUCGUUUAAACCAAAUGUUGUUAUUGAAUAUACGGGUCAAAUGUUAUGGGUUCCACCAGCCAUUUACAAAUCUUCUUGUAUUAUCGAUGUCGAAUUUUUCCCCUUUGAUGAACAACAGUGCCAUAUGAAUUUUGGAUCUUGGACAUACAACGAAAAUGAAAUAAAACUGGAUUUCGUAGAAGGGGCAUAUAUGGAUAUAUCAGAGUACAGAACCAGUUCUAUAUGGGAUCUGAUCGAUGCACCCGCUAGCCUAGUCAAGAACAAAUCUUGGAUAGAAUACCAAAUAAUUAUAAGAAGAAAAACAUUAUUUUACACAGUAAUGCUUAUCAUUCCGACGGUAUUAAUGGCAUUCCUUAGCGUUGUUGUUUUUUAUUUGCCCACAGAUUCUCGAGAAAAAAUAACGUUGACAGCUGCGAUAUUACUUUCAAUUGUUGUUUUUUUGUUAUUGGUGUCAAAAAUAUUGCCACCUACAUCUUCAACAAUUCCUUUGAUGGCUAAAUAUUUACUACUGACAUUCGUGUUAAACGUUAUCACUAUUUUGGUAACCGUUGUCGAUAUCAACGUAUAUUUUCGUAAUCCAUCAACCCAUUCAAUGCCUGACUGGGUUCGAUCCAUAUUUCUCCAGUUUAUGCCAAAAAUGCUCUGUUUAAAAAAACCGCGAUCGGCACUUCACAAAUUUGCUCGUGGAAGUCAAGACAUACAGUGCAGAAGGAAGUCAUCAGCAUCACAACCACAUCCGGUUUUGCAGAUGAACUUGCACCAUCCACUUUGUUCAACAGUUGGAAAUAAUCUUUUUUUUUUACCUACGCGAUUCUGGUAUAAUUUUUUAAGGGAUCUUAAAAACAGUGCAAUUAAACCCAAACUUACGGCAGCAGAGAUCGAACUAACGCAUCUAAGCCAUACUGAAGAGUUACUGAGAGAACGCGAUCCAGUAACCACUCCAUUUUACCCGCUAACCAAAAAGGCUAUAAACGCUAUUAACGCAAUUGAAUAUAUUACUGAAUAUAUAAAGAAAAAUGAAGAACAAAAAAUGCAACGUGAAGACUGGAAAUAUGUUGGAAUGGUUAUUGACCGUUUUUUACUUUGUGUAUUUGUUGGUAUAACACUCGGUGGCACAAUUGGUAUACUUCUAUCAGCACCACAUAUUCUUGAAACUGUAGAUCAGAAAAAAAUUAUUGAUGAAAUACGACAUCAUUACAGAAGAAAGGAUCUAUAA